This is a messenger RNA of Strongylocentrotus purpuratus (purple sea urchin), 2321 nucleotides long. RefSeq lists its product as uncharacterized. The record is from RefSeq and is a predicted model, not a curated record. The transcript has 2 exons. NCBI's taxonomy places the organism in Eukaryota, Metazoa, Echinodermata, Echinoidea, Camarodonta, Strongylocentrotidae. The coding region runs from base 367 to 1197 and encodes 276 amino acids.
GACCAUAGGGCGAGCCGAUUUUAACGCUUGUCUUGUACUCCACAUGUUGUGACUACCUGAAACUUAUCUAAGAAAUAAGCAUUAUAUUUUUAGGAAAUAAAUUUGUUAGUUCCCACACUGGGAGUUGGGUCAUUGUUUAAUAUUUUGAUGAAAAAGGGUUAAUAUUAUUGCAAUAAAAUCGUCCAAUUAAAUCGCGUAAUUAAUCCACUUACGUUGUUUAGACUAUAAACUCAUCUGAUUGGCCCAUCAGAUUGACAAAAUGACAGAUUAUCGCUAGUCCGCCAAUCAGAAAAGUUGUAUUAACCGGCUUUGGUACUGCGUUUUUGCGAGUCACGUGUACAUACAGGCGCUUUGUUUGCCGUAAUCAUGUCUGUCGGUGCAAAAUCUUAUCGAAAUUCGUCAAAAAAUAGAUGUUUUGCUCAUUGCUCUAGUGUUUCCGAAGAUCUCAAACCUUUUACGACCACACGGUGGAACACAUUUGUAAGCAGUGUGAAUAUUUGGAAAGAUUUAGUGGGGUAUCAGGCUGAUAUAGCGAGAGCCUUUUUACGCGAAGUUGGACCUGAUGCACUGGUCGAUACUGCUGUAGGCUUAAUACCAAUACCAGUACCAGAAAGUGGUGGAUAUCACCCGACGUGCUAUCGCUAUUUCACAGAUUCAUCCAAGCAAGAGAGAGGGAAACUCAACAAAGACAAACAAAAAACAGACGCUGCAUCAUGUCAAACUUUAGAAUUGGAGCCUUCUACGUCAAGUGCAGGCGGUCAAGCUCCAGGUCCGUCCUCAGCCUCAGCAAUAAGACACUUACGGUCAAACUCCAGUGUUGCUGGUGCUUCAAAGCAGCCCUCUUAUUCUGCCCACAUUCUACCAAAGAUUUGCAUCAUCUGUCGACAAAAUAAAACUCAUAAGGACUCUGAGGGGAAGAAAAAGAAGGAACCAUUAAUGCUGUGUCAACAGCCAGAUGGUGGAAAAGUAGCAACAGCUGCUAAAGACAAGAAGGACGACCACAUUCUUCUUCAGAUCCAGGACAGAGACUGUGUAGCAAUAGAGGUCAGGUAUCAUCGCAGUUGUUUCAGGAGCUAUACUGUCUACCAAUCAAGGAAAAGUGUUGAGCCCAUCAAGGAGCAGAAGUAUGGAAAGGCAUUCCUUACAUUUUGCAGUUAUGUUGUAGACAAGAAGAUCAUACAAGAGAAGCAAAUAUAAAGAAUGACAGCACUGAGAAGAUUGUUUUUAAAAGCUGUUAAAGAUGUUGAGUCUAAAGAUGCAUCAAAUUACAAGACCUACAGCCUAAAACAACGCCUGAAACGAAAGUAUCCACAACUCUGCUUUCUUCAGCCUAAGAAGAGGUAUGCAAGUGAAAUGGUGUAUGUCGAGACGCUAUCAACUGAAGACCUUGUGCCAGGAGCAGUUGGUUCUGAAGGAGAAGAAACAGACACCACCACUGAUACAGACGCCCUAUCUGAUACUGACACAGACAUCACAGAUGUUGAUGAAAGCAUAGAACCUCCAACGAAGCGACAAAAGGGCGGGAAUGGUAGACGAUCCAAACCUCCAAUGGCCUCACUUCGAGAUCGCUACACCUCUGCACUGGACCUAAAGGACGAUGUCAUGCAGACCAGGACCAGUCUACCAUGGCCUCCAACAUCAUCUGAUUUAACAUUGGAUUCUGCACGCACAAUAGUAUCCAAGCUGUACAAUUUUCUAGCAUGGGUUAAACAUGGUCUAACAUUGCUAAAUGUAAUGCUUUGUUAUUUGCAUGAAGAAACAAAGAUAUCAUGCUUGAACCAAAACACAAUCAAUGUACUCAACAUAUGAGAACAUAGCUCAGGAUAUGGGUUCUCAGUAUUAAACUAUAUAUUUCAUUGUAACAGAAAACAAGUAUUGAAACAGAUUGGUUUAAACUAUAUAUUGUAUUCGAACAUAUAUGGAAGAAUAUCAAAAAAGUGAAUAUUUAGGUUUUUGGAAACAUAUCUCACAAAGUUAGGAAUAGAAAUACAACAGGAUUGAUAAUAUUACAUAUUACAUUACAAGUGGAGUUUAACUUGAUACAUGUGAAUUAUAAAAACUUUGGAUAUUAUAAGAAGUAAUUGUUUAUCACAAAGGUUGGUGUGCUGGUAACAUAGUUGUCAGUAUAUGCAGUUUAAAAUGAAGGCUGAUUCCGUUUGCCAAAUUUAGGUUAAAGGUACUUAAGAUUUGGUGGGGGAGAGUUGUUGUGUAUUGACAAAUGGCGUUUCAUAGUUUGCCGCUAUUGCUGCUACUUUGUGCUAGCUGCGUGUUACACGUGUAUAACGUGCUCUGCAUUAAAACAAUGAAGAUACCACCACAAA